AUGCGGCCCCGAAAUGCGCUGCUACUGCUGCUCGGCCAGGCGGCUGCUCUGGCUCUUGUGAGCGCGGACGAUGACUUGUACACGGCCCCCGACCGCACGGACGCCGAGCAGCCGCUGCCUGUCGUGGACGAGAGCGAACCGACUGCGGGCUUUGGCGCGGCGCUGAGCGAGCAGGUUGCGCGCUCUACUGCGAUGCUGCAGAGCUUUCUGCGCAUGGGAGAGGCCACCGAUGCCGUCGAUGUCGUCCGCAUUGUCGUGAUUAACGCAGAGGAGGAAGAAGAUCCAGCCGCGGCGCGCAAGACGGCGUGUUUGAAGGCGCUGGCGACGCUCCCCGAGCCGAAGCAGCUGCACGAGCAGGCGGAUUCCAUCUUGCGGUACUUUGAGUCGGCGUUUGGCUUGGAGUCGCCGGAGGCUCAGCGCCCAGCGUCGUGUGAGGAUCUCGGCCGUGCAGAGCUGGUGGAGCAGUGCAAGGUUGUGGUGGAUGCCCAAGAUGAGGUGCGCUUGCUGUUGCAUAAAGGCAGGACGGACGAUCAAGUGUGCGACGUGAUGUCCGUUGUCACGGACCUGGUGGCGACCAACGACCUGUCGUGCAAGUUGUGCCACCGGUUGGUGCAGAUGGUGAUGCAGGCGCUCACGCAAGAAGUGCAGCAGGUCCAGAAAGUGCGAGAGAUUAUUGGAGAUUUGUGUGACGUGACAGCGGCCGACUCCAUGUGCCACAAGUUCCUCACGAACUACGACGAUAUCGUCGAGUGGCUGAGGCACGACACCGACCCGGCCGUGGUCUGCUUGCGGCUCACCAUGUGCCCGGUGGAAACCGCUAGCAGCCGUGAGACCUUGAGCUUGGACUCGAUUCUUGACAAGGAGGUUAGCGAACGUUUGGAUGAGGCUGUGGCUGUACUCGACACUCCAACGCGGGACAGCGCUACUGGCGGUGAUGGGAUCUCGGAUUUGGAUUGGAUGUUUGGUGGUGUAGGACGAAUGAUUGCAGCUGACACUGUGGCUACACCUGAAACCCAAGAGCAGAGCAGCAAGAGCGAACGCGAAAUAAUGGAUUUGGGUUGGAUUUUUGGUAAUGAAGUACGUGAAAAUGCAGAUGGAGCUGUGUCUGCACGUGACACUCCCGUGCGGGACAGCGUUAGCGACAGUAUGACCUCAGAUUGGGACGCCAUCUUUGGUGAUAAGCUUCGAACGAUUGCAGACGGAGUUGUAGCUACAUCAAAUGUUCAAGAGCCGGAGCAGUCGUGCUCGUUUUGCACGAGUAUGAUCGGGGUGAUUGCUCAAGUGAGCACUCGAUUUCCCGACCAGCUAUGGAUGGCGAAAGAUCUGUUGAAAAGUGUGUGCCAGAUGGCUUCGCCAGUAGCAAAGUGCCAGUCAGUGGAGGUCAACUUUGACACCGUUGUGGAGCUGGUGCACCAGGGCCAGUACCCGCGUGAAAUUUGUGGGGUGAUCAGCGUAUGCACCCAACAAGCCGCACUUGGCGUGAAGACGACGAAUGACAAGACGUGCGCGUACUGUGAUGCAGCGACAACUCUGAUCGAGGUCAUUUUGCAAGAAGCUCCCGAGCAGAUCAACGAGAUUCGUAACUACGCCGACAUGAUAUGCGAUAUGCUGGGAGACGACAGUCCAUGCCACCGGUAUGUCGCUAAGCUUGACACGGUGAUUGAUUCGUUAAACAAAGGAGAUCACCCUCGCGACAUUUGUAAGGCGCUCGGCUACUGUCCUGGGAACGACAUGAUCGGCCCGUCUGAGUUAGGCGAAAAGUCUUUCAUUGGUAGGGCACAGAGCGAUCGUUUUGGAGACGAUAUCCGUGCGAGCACGAAAGAGCUUGGAGAGCUGGUCGAUAUUGUUGACCAGCUUAGCAGGACGCUUCUGGGGCAAGAGAAUGACGACCUACCGCGCCAACCUUCUAUUGACUAUAACAGCUGCUUUUUCUGUUCACACGUAGCGGGUGUGGUGCACUACGUGCAGGGCACAUCUCCGGAAAAGCUGCCGAUUGUGAAGACGAUUCUGUCGAAUGUGUGCAAGUUGGUGCCCUCAAAAUGUAAAUGCGAUGUUGUGGACGAGAAGUUCGAGGAGAUCGUAAAAUGGGACAAGGAAGGCAAGCGCCCCCACGCUAUCUGCAAGCUGAUUGGGACGUGUGACAAGACACAGGACGAGGAAGAAGACGUACCUGCUAUCGCCGACGAGUUGAAAGCCGUGGUUGUGGCGUCGCAGUGGCCUCCUGGAGAUGAGUCUGAGUGCGCGUAUUGCCAAUUCGCUACCACCGUGGCAAAAAUUGCAGUCGAGCAGUAUGGCGCUGACAUCCGCCAAGUCCGCGCGUAUGCUGACAUGAUCUGCGACAUGCUAGGCGAGGACAAUCCGUGCCACGUGUACGUGAAGCAAAUGGAUUUUGUGAUUGACUCCAUUGCAAAAGGCAUGAGCUCCAAGGCGAUCUGUGUGGGCUUGGAAUUUUGUCCUGCAACGGUCGCUAACGGUGAAGGAAACGCGUUGGCGUUGAUGUUAGAAGAGCUCUCACCGCGCUCAACACCGAUUGACCUCUUGUCAACGCUUAGUGUAUUGGAUGUAAAAUUGCCGAAGGACUCGAUGGAAGGUCUGGGUGACGGGUGUUUCUUUUGCAUGCAAGUGGCACCUGCACUUCAAGUAGCUGUCGCGCAAGACCCCAGCCAGAUUGAACAGACCCGACAGAUCGUCGAGGUUUUGUGCGGAAUGCUUCCGGGCGAUAACCAGUGUCACUCUUUCGUAUCGAAGUUCGAUGCUGUGGUUGAUUCCCUACGGAAUGGAGUGCAGCCAACGUCAGUUUGCCACGAGUUGCAGCUCUGUUUGGCGGACUCCCGUUCUGGCGUGACGGACAUUGCCGUGCCUGAAAUGAUGGCUGUCCAGAAACGUGACAUGGACAGCAGCACGUGUGCCUACUGCAAUGGCGUCGUCAGUGUGCUGAAAAAUGCACUGGACCAGACGCCUGAGCAUGUGGAAGGACUGCACGAGGUUGCUGGCUACAUUUGUCAGUUGCUUCCUGCGAACGACAUGUGCCACAAGGAUCCGGACAUGUUUGCCAAAGCAGUGGCUAGUUUGCAAUCCGGAAAGGAACCUCAAGAGGUUUGUCAGAUGCUCGAGAUGUGUACGCCCGUUGAAGACCGCGACGAGGUGUCCGGUUUGCUUGACUUCACUGGCGGCGACUUCCUGCCCGCAAAAUGCGCGACAUGUCAAAAAAACACGUUGAUGUUUGCAUCGUUGAUUGAUGACCCGGACAGCUUGGCCGCUUUUGAGCGCGAGGUCAGCUCUGUGUGCCGUUUGAUCCCAGAAUCCGCAGAGUGUGACCUCUUGAUGAAGCAUCAAGGUGCGAUCAUUGACUCGCUGAAGAAGAAUGAAGACGUGAACACCAUUUGCACGCGAAUUGGCCAGUGUGCAGCCGUCGCUGUGGAGCAAGAGAAGUCGAUGCCUGUCAGCUGCUUGUUCUGCGAGUUCAUUGCUGACCUCUUGGAACACGCCAAAGACAGCGACAGAGCCCUGAGCGAGGCGAAGGCGACGCUCGAAACGAUAUGCACCAUAUUACCGCCGCAAGCGCGUUGCGACGUUCUUUCUUCGAAAUUCGAUCAGCUAUUGUCGCUCAUGCGCGAGGGCAAGAGCCCGAGUGAAGCGUGCCACGCGGCUGCCCUGUGCGACGCCGAGUUCGUCUUUUCGCCCGCGUCGGACAGCGGCAAAGACCUGAUCGUGCAAUCUUUUGAGGAAGCGCGACGGAGCGUGGGCAACGUGAUGGAGAUCGAGUAA
Messenger RNA from Hyaloperonospora brassicae, 3768 nucleotides. The record is from the annotation of a GenBank genome assembly. NCBI's taxonomy places the organism in Eukaryota, Oomycota, Peronosporomycetes, Peronosporales, Peronosporaceae.